AUGGGGACGAACGCGCGGGUGACGCCACGGGCGGGCGAGCGAGAGAACGAGCGCGAGGACGACGACGCGUCGAGCUCGAGCGAGGCGUUCGACGACGACGCAUUCGUCGUGGAGAGCGAAGACGAGGAGACGGACGCGGACGUGGACGAGGACGCAUCCGACGACGACGACGACGACGACGACGACGACGACGAGGCAUCCGACGACGACGACGAGGAGGAGGGUUCGGAUGAAGACGAAUUACUCGCGAGACCAAUGUCCAAUCAGAUGAUGGGGAUGUCUCGCGCGUUCGCCUCGCUCGUGGGAGACGGCGACGAAGACGGCGACGCGGAGAUGCUGCCGAAAUCGAGGAAACAGCGAGAGGACGAGAGAGAGGCCAAGGCGGAGGAGAAGGAGAGAAAGGAGAGAAAACGCGCCAAGUUGGAGAUUAAAAAUCGCGGACACGUCAAGCCGCAGCCUAGGGGACGAGAUGUCGAGAGUGACAUGUUGGAGCGACGGCUGCAAAACACGGCCACGAAGGGCGUUGUUCGUCUCUUCAAAGCAGUGUCCAAGGCACAAGAGGACUCCCAGAAGGCGAGGCUCAUGCGAAGAAAGGACGCACUGAUAUCCAAGACGAAAUUUUUGGAAGAGCUGCGGGGAGGGGAUAAAACGCCGGCCGCUGGCGAGGAGGAGAAGGCCAGUAGGGCGAGCUUUUUGCAAGACGACUUCAUGCUCUCAUCCGGUGGGAAGAUGAAGGACUGGGACAAGGAACGAGAAGUUGCGGCGAGGGACUUAGAGUACGAUGAAGAAGAGGAUGACGUCUUCUAA
Molecule: messenger RNA, 807 nt
Organism: Ostreococcus tauri
Lineage: Eukaryota; Viridiplantae; Chlorophyta; Mamiellophyceae; Mamiellales; Bathycoccaceae
Product: Protein of unknown function DUF1665
Exons: 1
Coding region: 1-807 (268 amino acids)
Biological process (GO): maturation of 5.8S rRNA; maturation of LSU-rRNA
Cellular component (GO): preribosome, large subunit precursor
Source: RefSeq, a predicted model, not a curated record